Vitis vinifera (wine grape) is the source of this 411-nucleotide messenger RNA. RefSeq lists its product as uncharacterized. NCBI's taxonomy places the organism in Eukaryota, Viridiplantae, Streptophyta, Magnoliopsida, Vitales, Vitaceae. Bases 1 to 411 code for a protein of 136 amino acids. The record is from RefSeq and is a predicted model, not a curated record. The transcript has a single exon.
AUGGCACAGAAGGAAGGAGGCAUUGUGAAGAAAGGGCAUGAAGAAGGCAUGAGAAUGGCAGCAUCUCUUCUAGAGGAAUUCGAGCUACCUCUGGGGCUUCUGCCUCUGGGCAAUGUGCUGGAAGUGGGGUUCGUGAGAAGCACCGGGUACAUGUGGAUAAUUCAGGAGAAGAAGGUGGAGCAUGAGUUCAAGAUGAUCAGUAAGCUAGUCAGUUAUGACACUGAGAUAGAUGGUUAUAUUGAGAAGAAGAAGAUCAAGAAGCUUAAGGGUGUGAAGGCUAAGGAGCUGAUGCUAUGGCCCCCAGUGAGCCAGAUCAAGGUGGAUGACCCCCCAACUGGGAAAAUUCACUUCAAGAGCCUUGCAGGGAUUGUAAAAACCUUCCCAGUUGAGGCUUUUGCUGCUGGCCAGUAG